CUAGCCUGUUUGCCCCGCCCCUCUGCAACCACAUAGAGGGCAUUCACAGGCUGCUGCACAACUCCACUAGACAGCAGCAGACGACCAAACGAUCCUUGUCCUUUACAACAAUCCACCAUGGACCUCCACAGGACCAGUAUAUUUAACCAAAUGGAUUAUAACCGAGACUCUAAAGAAGGGAAGCCGGUUCAGUCGACCGAGGAUCGGCUCGACAGCGGCUUGGACUCCCUGAAAGAAGAGGAGUACCAGGCUGUGGCGGCCGAGAUCCGUCGGCUCCAGGUGGAAUGUGAGCCGCCGAAGCACCAGCAGCCUCCCGCUGUAACCGGAGAGCUGCCCGAAUGGAAAACACAGAUCACAGAGGACGGAGACACGUAAGUUUUUACCAGGAAUACCAUCUAAGACUCAAACAUGAGGGUUUUCGGGGAAUAGCUGGGCUGGUAGAACCGCUGGGGUAGGCCUAACCCCAGUCUUUGAGGUAAUUUGAUCCCUUUCCUGUGCGUCUUCCUCGAGCCUGUCAUUACAAUGCAAAGGCCCGGACUGAACGUAGUCCGCAAUGAAAAGUCACUUUAGACUCUUAGUUCCUGUAAAAGUGCACUGGUGCAGUGUUGACAAUAUAUAGAGCAAGGGUCGGGUUUGAUAAUGGGUCUAGCUGCUGCUGGACACUGUGGUUUUGAACGUAAACAAAAGGCUAUUAUCAGGAGGGGAUCUACUAUGGCCGCGGGUCAGACUGGGAAAGUCCCAGGCGCGCCGCCAAGGAAUCUAACCGAAGCGCGCUCCCGCGAAAGUAGAAGUAAAAAAGUACCUUAAAUUACGUAAAACUUCGACUGUGGAGGUGGAGGGCGAAACCAUGCAAAGCCAUAUUUGUCUGUUUGGCUCGUUUCGACGAUGAAACCGAGAGGAGUAAGACCAAAAGUGACUAUAUUUUUUGCUAUAUCAUGAUUCAUCCGCAGUGAACUAUAGCUCAGACUCUGCACAAUGUUGCGACUGUGUUCUCACGUGCAUCAAAUGAUGCACUGUCGGGUCACAGCUGAGCAGCGUGACUUCAUUAGAGCUGAGGACUGGAACAACUGAGGGCAGAUACAGCUCCAGAGGCAGAGGGUUCACUGUCGGUUUGCCCCGAGUCCACAUUUUGGAGGCACUAGAAAAAAAAUCACACUUUGCACAAAAUCAUAAAAAAUCCAAUGCAGAAGUGAAAUGUUAUUACUUACAGUAAGAUUCUUUGUUUUUUACAUUAAACCCCAAUAUAAUGGUGAUUUUUGAACAAUUCAAAGGUGUACCAAGUUUUUCGUAGGGUUUACUGUCAGUUGGGUUUAUAAAUCCAAGAAAUGUGUGUAGUGGAGAAUACACAUAAAUAAAAAAGAAAAUCACCUUUCUAUUUCAAUUAUGCAAUAGAAUAUGAUGUGGAUUAAAAAUAAUAUGAUCAAAUGUAUGAACAUAAUUGCUCAAUUACAGAGUGGGGUUUUGAUCAAGUAGCUAAUUUGCCCAGGUUCAGUUAAGUUCUCACUCUGUCUUUCCAUUUUCCUGCUCCAUCCACUGUCCUCUCAGUACAGGCAGAAAAGCCUGAAAAAUGGUCUCUGGGUCUGUUCCUGUCCCUGUGAAACUUGCUGUAGUCUGGUAGAUAUUGUUGUACUGUGUACAUAUACUGUAACGGGUCCCUUCUCUUCCUCUCUGCCACUGUAGGCUGCUCCACCUGGCCAUCAUCCACGAGGCAAAGGACUACAUCAAAACGAUGAUAGAUGUGUCCAGAAACACAGACUUCCUCAACACACAAAAUGACCAGAGACAGGUACACAAGAGAUACUGUGAUAUUUACCAAUUUAUUGCUCAUAAACUACUGAAUGUGUCAUUUUAAGAAUAACAGAAAUGCCAGUAACUCAAUAACUCACCUGUCUUUUCCCUACUUACACAGACUCCUCUUCACCUGGCUGUGAUAACCAACCAGGCAGACGUGUGCCAGCAUCUCCUUGUAUCCGGCUGUGACCCCACACUGGUGGAUGACAGCGGAGACACCCCUCUUCACAUUGCCUGUCGUCAUGGAAACCUCUUGAUCUUCAGCGUCCUCACACAGAACUGUCAACCGGAGCACUUACAAAAAGUGAUGGCUGCGUGCAACUAUCAAGGUGAGACUUUCUGAGCUGAUGUGGAUAUUAAUCAUUUUUCAGUACUUAAACAUCCUCAACAUUUUCGUCUUCAUUAUCAUAGAUGAUUGUAUUUAUACGGAAGGGCCAUGGUGGAGGUUAAUUUCUCUGUUUUACAAUAGCUUUGAGCAUUAAAUUCAAAUGCACUGGUUGUUCUACCCAAGCUUUAGUGCCUGUAAACACAUGAAACAGUUUGAUCUUAAUCUUAGCUUUAUUUUAAAAAUCAAAGGCUGGGCAUGAAAUGGAAAUUAUUGCUAGAAAUCAGGGAAUACCACAGACAUUCAUGCCCUAACAACUUUAGAAAACCCCUAUCUAUUACAAGACUCAUAAUGUCAGAUGCUAAGGCUCCAAACAGAGCAUUAGAUGGUUUUAAUUUUAGACUAGUUUAUAAAUACUUUUAAACCCUGAGUGGUUAGCAUUGUUGACUUUUUGUGGAUUUCUCUUGGGCAUCAAAGUAUGAAGGCCCAAUUUUCUUUUAGUAGUCUUCACUUACAUGGCAGAAUAUGAACUCUGGCUGUGAUUCAGUAUUACUCAGAUGAUCCUACAUCCUUUUUACAAAGUAGUCAGUGUAAGGUGACAUAUAAUUGUCUUAUAUCAGUUGUUUAAACCCCUCUUCUGAUGUUAUUUGUGCAGGUCAGAACUGCUUCCACCUGGCCUCAGUUCAGGGUUUCCUCUCACUGGUGGAAAACAUGGUCGAUUUAGGAGCUGACAUUAACGCAAAGGUAAAGAUCACACAACUACAUUGUUGUGUGGAUGUCAAGGCUACAAAUGCUGAUUUUAUGAGAUUUGAAUGAUGAGGUGAUAGCCAACCAAGUUUAAUGUUCCCUUUCUGUCCCGUAGGAGCAGCGUAACGGCCGCAGUGCCCUUCACUUGGCUGUGGACCAGCAGAAUCUCUCUUUGGUUAGACUACUGCUGAAGAAAGGGGCAGACCCAAACCUCCUCACCUCCGGAGGUCACACUCCCUACCACCUCACCUAUGGUCGGGACAAUGACGACAUCAGGAAAGAACUGUUCUCACUGACAAAGCCGGAUCUGAGGGAGCUUCCCGACAGUGAAUCAGACGACAGUGAAGCAGAGGAGGAUGAGGAGUCUGAUGAGGAGGUGUGUGAUGAAAAUGCUGAAUCUACCCCACAGUAUAGCUUUUAUUUCUGGUGGAUAUCUGACCACUUUCCUGUCCUCUGUGUUUGCAGGUGAGCUAUGACGACAUUCAGUGGAACGGUCACUAGCAGGAAACCAGAGAAAGAGGGGAAGUUACAGAGGCAGGAGACUGUGAUGAUGAGAAACGGCUCAGCAUGUCCACUACUUCCUGCAGUGACGUCGCAAGAGCCCGAUAGCGUGGGUGGCACAGCGCCGGCGUGAGCGCUGAUUAAACAGAUGGACAGGCAGCUGCAGAAGGAGGAUCAAAAAGAGACCGAUGUUCAAAAAAACCAAAAACUUGACUGUGGGGUUGUCGUAGAGCAAAUAAUCGCUGAGAUGUGAAUACAUGACACGCUAUGAUGGGAUGGGUUUGCUAUAUGCCUCGAGGAUUGCUUGUAUUCUGUGUCCCAUUUGUCACAAUAACAUCCAUCCACACAGAUGUACCUGCAACAGCUCUGUUGUAUGAUAUUGUAAAUGCUGUGUAUAAAGAGAUGUAUUUUUUAUGGAAGCUGUGAAUGUGUAGAUUUGAGCAGGUUGUACUGUAAAUUUUAGACAGCAAACAGUCCAGCACACUCCAGUUAAAUUAAAAACACUCGUAUUUAACUGUAAAAA
Molecule: messenger RNA, 3887 nt
Organism: Xyrichtys novacula (pearly razorfish)
Lineage: Eukaryota; Metazoa; Chordata; Actinopteri; Labriformes; Labridae
Source: the annotation of a GenBank genome assembly